Messenger RNA from Geosmithia morbida, 1083 nucleotides. RefSeq lists its product as uncharacterized. Lineage: Eukaryota; Fungi; Ascomycota; Sordariomycetes; Hypocreales; Bionectriaceae. The transcript is spliced from 2 exons. Gene Ontology annotation, cellular component: Gtr1-Gtr2 GTPase complex; fungal-type vacuole membrane; nucleus. The record is from RefSeq and is a predicted model, not a curated record. Gene Ontology annotation, molecular function: GTP binding; GTPase activity. The coding region runs from base 1 to 1083 and encodes 360 amino acids. Gene Ontology annotation, biological process: cellular response to starvation; positive regulation of TOR signaling; cellular response to amino acid stimulus.
AUGGCUUCAUACGUCGAGAACCCGAUGACCGAAUCGUCAGCCAGCGCAGGAGGAGCAGGAGGUGGCCUGCGCAACGAGGUCAAGAAGCUCAGGAAGAAGAAAGUGCUUCUGAUGGGAAAGUCCGGCUCGGGAAAGUCGAGUAUGCGCAGCAUCAUCUUCAGCAACUACAUUGCACGCGACACACGACGAUUAGGCGCGACAAUCGACAUUGAUCUAUCCCACGUCAAGUUCCUAGGCAACCUAACGCUCAACCUGUGGGACUGCGGCGGCCAGGAGGCCUUCAUGGAGAACUACCUGUCGCAGCAGCGCGUGCACGUCUUCUCCAACGUCGGGGUGCUCAUCUACGUCUUCGACAUCGAAUCACGCGACGUCGACCGUGACCUGGCCACAUAUGUCGCCAUCCUCUCGGCCUUGUUGCAGUUCUCAUCGACGGCGCGCAUCUACAUCCUCAUUCACAAGAUGGACCUGGUGGUCCCGUCGGCCCGCGAGACCAUGUACGACGACCGCGUGCGUCUGGUACGGCAAAAGACGGCCGAGUUCGCGCACUCACUCGGCGGGUCCGACGGCGCCGCCGCGGCCGUCGACCUGGUCCCGUUCGCCACCUCCAUCUGGGACCAGAGCCUGUACAAGGCCUGGGCGUCCAUCAUCCACGACCUGGUGCCCAACCUGUCCGUCAUCGAACAGAAUCUCGCCAACCUCGGCCAGGCCAUCGAGGCUGAAGAGCUCCUCCUGUUCGAGCGCACCUCCUUCCUCGCCGUCUCGUCCUGGACCUCGCCCGAGGGCCAGCGCAACCCCACCGAGGACCGCCUCGAGCGCAUGUCCAACAUCAUGAAGCACUUCAAGCAGAGCAUCUCGCGCUUCACAGGCACCCCGCGCAAUGCCGAGCAGUUCGUCCGCAUGGAGCACAAGGCCGGCAUGCGCUUCAGCCUCUUCAUCCUCAAGUUCACCACAAACACCUACCUCAUGGUCGUCUUGCCGCCCGGCGAGGCCCGCUUCAACGCCGCCAUGCUCAACUGCCAGGUUGCUAUUCAGCAUUUCAAGUUCCUCGACGGUCCGGCUGCCACCACACAGACAUCGACAUGA